Messenger RNA from Meriones unguiculatus (Mongolian gerbil), 1844 nucleotides. It is a transcript of the gene C8H8orf82, whose product is annotated as chromosome 8 C8orf82 homolog. The record is from RefSeq and is a predicted model, not a curated record. NCBI's taxonomy places the organism in Eukaryota, Metazoa, Chordata, Mammalia, Rodentia, Muridae. The transcript has 3 exons. Bases 99 to 755 code for a protein of 218 amino acids.
GCGGAGCAGGGGGCCCCGCCCCGCCCCACACGUGCUACCGGCGGAACCCACAACACCGCGCCACCGCCCGCUCGGUGACCUGCUUCCGCUGUGGAAGGAUGUGGCCGCCUUGCAGGGCGCUGCGUAACUUAGCGCUAGUCUCGGCGAGGUCACAGGGAGCUCGGGCCUGCAGUGGGGACGAGCGUGUCUCCUACACACAGGGCCAGAGCCCGGAACCCAGAACCCGCGAGUAUUUCUACUACGUGGAUCACCAGGGCCAGCUUUUCCUAGAUGACUCCAAAAUGAAGAACUUUAUCACCUGCUUCAAAGACCUGCAGUUCCUGGUCACUUUCUUCUCCCGCCUGAGACCCAACCGCAGCGGCCGCUACGAGGCUGCCUUCCCCUUCCUCUCGCCUUGUGGCAGAGAGCGAAACUUCCUGCGCUGCGAAGACCGGCCGGUGGUCUUCACGCACCUGCUGGCCCCCGACAGCGAGGCGCCUCGCCUCUCCUACUGCGGCGGCGGCGAGGCCCUGACGGCACCCUUCGAGCCGGCCCGCUUGCUACCCCUGGCGGCCAACGGGCGCCUGUACCACCCGGCCCCGGAGCGCGCGGGAGGCGUGGGCCUGGUGCGCUCGGCCCUGGCCUUCGAGCUCAGCGCCUGCUUCGAGUAUGGACCUGGCUCACCCUCGCUCCCCUCUCACGUGCACUGGCAAGGUCGUCGCCUCGCCCUAACUAUGGAUCUGGCCCCGCUGCUGCUCGCCGCCCCGCCUCCCUGAGCCUCCCCGGCGGGGGCUGGGUGGGGAGGGUUAGGGCAAACACUGGGCUUUGUAGCACUCGCAGGUUCACCCUGGGCUCCGGCCUUCCGGGUUGACCUAGAUGUCCCCUGUCACCUGCACGCCGGGAGUGAGUGCGCGUGCGCGCAGGGUACGCCUAGGGCCACAGCAGCCUGGCGCUGUCCAAGGUUCUGGCGCGGCUCUGCUAUCCUUGGUCCCUACAGAGGUCCUCUCGGCCACCUCUAACCCUUUCACCGGCUUUGCAUCCCACGGAUUGGCCCACGCUGGUCACGUCAGGCAGGGCGGCAAGCGCAAGGAGCGCGUGGGUCGGUGCGCGUGCGCGCCCACCCCAACCCCCCCCCCCGCCGCCGCUUCUCCAGUCUUGCAGCCGCAAGCACCGCGGGGAGUCGCUCGCCACUGGAGCAGGUGAGGGGGGGGUUAGAUCCUGGCCCAAGGUCACCAGGCUCGGGGGCGGGAUCGGGACCCUCUAGGUUCUGACUGCGGCACCUAGGAAAGGUCAUAGGAUCUGGCUGGGGGUGGGGGGGAUGGAAACCACGCCCUCUAUGAGCAGGCUCGCAUCCACUGGAGCGGGAGGGGUUGGCUAGGGAGAGGUAUUGCUGGUUAAAAGCGCCAGGUCGCAAAGGCUGACAGAGACCUUAGCUGGGGCUUCGUACUGAGCCCGAGGGAGGACACAGGCCUCCUCACCACCCACUUCCCGCCUAGAUGGGCACCCAGGAGAUCGGCACCCCGCUCCUGCCCAGGAUUAGAGGUUCAUGUCCUGUUAAAAGGAUUUCUGGGCUCAUCUAGUAAGGGUCCCUUAAUUCCUGUCAUGGCUGUCUUGCACUGAUGCACAUCUGGGCGUCUGCAUGAGCAGCAGCUCUGAUCUCUAAUGCACAGAGCAAGGCUUUGCUACUGAAGGCUGUAAUACACAAGGCCUGAAGCCAGGGACCAAACAGUCAUUUGUGCUCCCGGAAAUUAAAAGCCUAGCAAACGUCCCUGCUUCUUGGGGCUCCACAUGUUUUGAGAUAUCUAGGAACUGCCUUUGCCUGUGCCAAAGCUAUUCCAUUAAAACUUUACCGCUGUGCUGCCUCA